UCUAUCUUCUGCGCAUGCGCGAACCCGAGAAGAGAGCUGCUGAGGUCGAAUUGUUGGAUUUCUUUAAUCCCGGUCAAAUUAAGGCAAAAUGCCUACCGAUUAUGAUAAAGGAGCAUAUCCAGAGCCUCCUCGGAAAACUCCGGUUGUGGACAAACAGACAACACUGCCAAACCCGGCCGUGAUUCUGUCUAAACUCUUCUAUUACUCCGUGGAUGUGCCUGUCACCACAUUUAGAGAUGCUGUUGACAGUAUUCGGUCUAAGAACAAGUCGAUCUACUACCACCAGAAGUUCCGACGUGUUCCUGACCUGAUUGAGUGCCAGCAGGGAGAUUACGUCUGCUACUAUGAGUCUGAGAUGCAGUGGAGGAGAGACUACAAAGUGAACCAGGAGAUUGUGAAGAUAGUCCAGGAGCGUAUGAGGGCCUGCCAGCAGAGAGAAGGACCUAGCUACCAGCAGAACUGUGCCAAAGAAAUACAGCAGUUCGACGAGACUUCCGGCAACUUCCAGAUAUGCUAUGGAGAUCUGGGAGCGUACGGCAGCGGCCGGAAAUGUUUAAUGAAGCAAAAAGAACGGAUGAUAGCUGCUGAGGCCCAGAGUGCUUAAGAACACUUCCCUACUAUCUGUCACGUGUAAUAAUUGUAAAAUAAAAUGUACGAGUCAAA
Molecule: messenger RNA, 663 nt
Organism: Cottoperca gobio
Lineage: Eukaryota; Metazoa; Chordata; Actinopteri; Perciformes; Bovichtidae
Gene: ndufb10
Product: NADH:ubiquinone oxidoreductase subunit B10
Exons: 4
Coding region: 89-604 (171 amino acids)
Cellular component (GO): respiratory chain complex I
Source: RefSeq, a predicted model, not a curated record